Molecule: messenger RNA, 642 nt
Organism: Temnothorax curvispinosus
Lineage: Eukaryota; Metazoa; Arthropoda; Insecta; Hymenoptera; Formicidae
Product: THAP domain-containing protein 4-like
Exons: 2
Coding region: 113-619 (168 amino acids)
Source: RefSeq, a predicted model, not a curated record
CGGUGAGUUCCUGAAAUUUUCAAUUUAAAGUCGAAGGACUCUACUACUAAGUUCUUACCUAGCUCAUACACUUGCCUGAUAUAUUUAGAGUAUAUGAAAUAAUAGUGAAAUCAUGGAACGUGUACCAUUGCACAAAGCAUUAGAACCGUUGGCUUGGCUAGAGGGAACGUGGCGAACGGAGAGUCAAGGCAACGGCAAAUACCCGACGAUCAAAGAUUUUAACUAUUACGAGGAGAUAAGCUUCACGUCCCUGGGGCAACCCAUGUUCAAUUAUACCAUGCAAAGCUUUUCCAACUCGGAUUUAAAAAAGCCGAUGCAUCGGGAGACAGGCUUCUUGAGAGUAAACCCGGCAACUGGUGAAAUAGCUCUUAUCUCGGCACAUAAUUUUGGUUUGACGACCAUUGAAUGUGGCGAGGUAACUGACAAAGCCAUCAUCUUAAACAGUACUGAUAUAACCAGGAUAAAAUGGGCGAAGGAUCCUCGUGUAACUCAGGUACGCAGGGAAUUUAAACUCAAUGACGAUUGUUUGGAAUAUGUGCUUUACAUGGCGACGUCGAAUACUCCAGUGCUGACCGAACACUUACGGACAAAAUACGUGAAAGUGAGCGAAGAAGUAUAAAAGAAUGUGAAGAGCAAAUCAAU